Molecule: messenger RNA, 5046 nt
Organism: Etheostoma cragini (Arkansas darter)
Lineage: Eukaryota; Metazoa; Chordata; Actinopteri; Perciformes; Percidae
Gene: cgnb
Product: cingulin b
Exons: 21
Coding region: 294-3920 (1208 amino acids)
Cellular component (GO): myosin complex
Source: RefSeq, a predicted model, not a curated record
CUGAGCCCGCAGCAGGCACCGCCUCUUCGGGGAGCCGCCCACCAAUGAAGUCGGUCCUGAGGCGGGACGAUGGUUAUCCGAUGUGCUGGCAACAGGUCGCACUGGUAGCGGGGGAGAGAUUUCCCGAUGUCCUCAGUUCAUUGAGUAACAUCUUCUCAUCCCACCAACACUGUACAAAGCUGCUGCUGCUGGUGCGGUGAAGACUGGUACAGGAGCUCUGGCUGAGGAGGGAGCAACAUUUCACGAUUUGGAUCAUCUCAGCAGGCUGCUUGCACAGAAACCAGGAGGUCAGCAUGAGCACUCUGUCCACUGACAGAAAGCCUCCUGUGGAUUACGGCGUUCAGAUCCGCUUCAUCAAGGACCUCCAUGACACAGGCGGAGGUUAUCCCGAUAAAUCCAGAGGAAACAACAGUGCAACCCUUCCUUCCAAUAAGUAUGGGGUGGCAGUGCACGUUCAGGGAAUCUCUGGACAUCCUUAUGUGGUCCUGAAAGAUGGCGAGAAAGGUGACUCGUACGGAGUUCAGCUUAACACUCCCACCCCCAGCUCAGGGCCACCUUCACCCUGCAACAGCCUCCACAAAACCAAUAAAGAACCAGCAGAAUUUUCCAACUCUUAUAGCCCUGCUGUAAAUACAGCACACUCCCCUGUUUCUCCAGCAGAGGAUGAGGUAAGGGAGAUUUUUGGGAGCCCUCACAAAAGACCUCCAGGGGACGGUCAAGCAGGAACACAAGGGGAGGAGGAAGACGGAGCUGGCAGAAAGGAUGAGAGGCCAAAAGCUGAACUCCAUCUCAAAGCAGCAAGUGAGACAGAGAAAAAACGAGAUAGGACUAGUAAUAGCGAGUAUAAUGAGGCUGGGCUGAAGCCAGUCAAAUUAACCAGUGUGGGACCCAGAGGGGUCGAGCAAACUGCCUCUGGUUACACUGGCUCUUUGGGGAGAUACAGAGGGAAAAAACAGAGUACAUUUCCCCCCUCUGCGUUGUUUCCAGAACCUCCAGCAUCAAAUAAUGAGGAGCCCAUCCCUGCAAUCGACACCAACUCCCUGGCCCCCAUCAACAAGCUCAUCAGUAAGUUCAACAGUGGGACGCCGGGCAGCACCCCGCAGACGAGAGGCCGCUCUGGAGCGAGGCAGCGGCUCAGGUUUGACGAACGCAGGCGGUCGAGAAGUCUUGAUGCUAGAAAAGAUGUUGAGCAUGAUGUUCCCUCACCUAGCUCUCCGAUUCUGAAUCCCUACGCUGCUCCACCGUCUACCUCCUCCAAUUUGUUGGCGUCAUCUACCCCAGCGAGCAGAAGCCUGGGAAGCAGCCCUGCAUCUGUUUCCAAGGUGACGGCACUCGAGCCCCCCAAGCCGAGCUUUAAGUUGCCAGGGAAGUUUGUUGCCAAGGACACCCAUCCAGCUUUAGCUAAAAAACCUGAGAUAACUCUGAGGAGCCUGUAUCAAAGCAAAGAGGUCAUAAAUGGGGAGGAAGCUCAAGCGAAGCAAGCUAUUCACAACACCCUUAAAGAUGGCACCAGUGAGAGAUACCUGAAAAGCAAGGUCAGCCACGUCUAUGACUCAACUGACAGUUUUAAGAAGGGAGGAUCUGAUGGGAGCUUCACAAAAGGGAACCUCGAGGAGCUUCAAGAGCAACUUAAUCGCUGCAAGAAAGAACUGCAGCAAGUCCAUGAUGAGCUUGCUGAGGAGCGCAUAGCCAGAGAGGGGGCAGAGUCUCGUCUGCACCUACAGGAAGAUCAGCUGGCGGAGCUUCAGGAGGAGCUGAGGAGGGUUUCAGAAAACUCACCUCACUCAGACUCACUGCAGUUGGAUGUGAUGACUCUGCAGGCCGACCUUGCUGAGGCUGCCAUGUUACGUCAGCGCCAGGAGGAGAUUCUACACCAGCGGGAGCGGGAGCUGACGGCCCUAAAGGGGGCACUAAAGGAGGAGGUGGAGUGCCAUGACAGAGAGAUUGAGACUCUGAGAGAGCAGUACAGUAAGGACAUGGACAACCUGAGAAAAACCAUGGAGCAGGUCACACAGUCCCAGGAGCAGAUAGAAGAGGAAAGGGAGAGGGUGAACACCUCCAUGUUGACACUGGAGGAAGAACUGGAGAGCUGCAGAGAUCAGGGAGAGCAGUGGAAGACGCAGCUGGACGCCACUGCCCAGGAGCUGCACAACACCAGAGAGGAGAGCGGAACACACGUCGUCAGCAGUCGAAUGCUGCUAAAAUCCAGUUUGGAGAAAGAUAAAUUUGAGGGCGAGCUAAAAGGUCUUCGGGAGUCACUGCUCGGCAUGAAGAAACAAAUGCCUGCGUCUGACAAUAUCAGCUCUUUAGCAGAGGAGCUUCGACAUUGCCAUGAUGAUCUGAAACGGGCUCGCACCGAUCUGGACAAACAAAAGAGUGAAUUAGGCGAGAAGAGAGAGACACUUCAAGCACUGAGGAAAGCGAGUGGAGAAAAAGAAGCUGAGCUUCUUUCUGAGAUCAGCAGGUUGAAGGAACAGUCGCAGAAAGACAAGGCCGAGCUGGAAAAGGCGUCCGAGAAGGUAAAUGAGUCAUCAGUUGGGUCUUCAGAAAAGACUGUGGUGGACCACGACACCAACCUGGAGCUCCAGGAAGCAAACACUCGCCUCAGAGAGAGGCUGGCCCGCAUGACGAGACUUCACUCCGGUGUGCCCCGGAGCCCGGAGGCAGAGGAGGCGGUGGAAGCUCUGGAGGAUGAGAACCGCUCCCUGAAGACUCAGCUGGAGGAGGCCAAGAGAGGAGCCACCCGCCUGAGCAAAGAGAGGGACGAGCUGACCCUGCGGCUGGAGGAGAGAGACCUGGAGAGGGAGGCGUUGAGGAGGGGCAAGAUUGACCUGGAGGAGCAGAAGAGACUGCUGGACCGAGCCCUGGAGAAGAUUAACAAAGAGAUGGAGAUAAUGAUGGGAGAUUCCCGUCAGUCGGUGGCUGCCCUGCAAACACAACUUGAAGACUACAGGGAGCGCUCAAGGAAGGACCUGCUGGAAGCCCAGCGCAACAGCAAGGACAGGCUGGCUGAGCUGCAGAGGGCUCAGAGCAACCUCAAGGCACAGCAGGAAGAAGUUUCCCGUCUGAAGAAGGAGCUGCUGGUGUGCAGCGAGGAGAGAGACAGCGCCCAGCUAGAGAGAGACCUCCUUAACAACCGACUCAAACAUUUGGAGAGUGAACUAGAAUCAGAGAAGAGCACCCACACUGACCGCACCAGGGAGAUUAGGGGCCUAGAGGAUAAAAUCAAGACAAUGGAAAUUGAACUGGAUGAGGAGAGGAGCAACGUGGAGCUUCUGAAUGACCGCAUCACACGUAGCAGAGAUCAGGUGGACCAGCUUCGCUCAGAGCUGCUUCAGGAGCGUUCGGCUAGACACGACCUGGAAAUGGACAAGAGUGCACUUGAGAGACAGUUGAAGGAGUUGAAGUCCCGCGUGGCGGACAUGGAGGGACAGACGAGAGGACCCUCGCCUGGAAUCAGCCUACUGGAAAACAAAAUUCAAGAGUUGGAGGAGAGACUGCGCAGUGAAGAAAGAGAGAAGGCCAGCAUACAUGCCUCUCAGAGACGAAUGGAGAGGAAGCUGAAAGAGCUAAACGCCACAUUGGACCAGGAGAGAAGCCAGCAUGUUGAGCAGAGAGAUCAGCUGUCCCUGCGUGUGAAGGCGUUGAAGCGGCAGGUGGACGAAAGCGAGGGAGAGGUGGAGCGCUUGGAGGGAGUACGUCGAAAGGUUCUUAGGGACUUGGAGGAGCAGCAGGAGCUCCAGGAAACAAUGCAUGCCAAAGUCACAGCCCUGGAAACUGAACUAAAGCGGAAGUCAAAGCACACACAUCUCGCAGCACUGGGCUCCUCCACUUUAAGCUCUGAGGAUGAGGACGGUUUCAACGACGCGAACUUCACCUCCAUCCUGAACGAGAGCCACCUACAGACCACCAACUGCUAAAGGAAGAUGAAAAGUUUUUUUUCCGGGAGGCACUCAGGGCAUCAAGGACUCGCUUGUGUGAAGAACUCAGUUGCCAUGCACUACAUUCUUGCCUUGCAGUUGUUUAAUUUUAGUAGCAGGUUGUCAGGAUAAUUAGAUUGCAUUUGUUGAGCAUUCAGCUGUGAUUAUGAUUGCUUCCCCGUUUUAUCUGUCUUGAGAUCUUUUAUGUGUCUCUGUUAUGUCAAAGAAAAGAAUUACAGUUAUACUUAGAAAUACAAGGUGGUACUUCAUGUACUUUAACUUUUUCAAAAAGGUUCUCAAAAAGGUGUGUUCUUUGUAUUGACUAUAUUUACUGUACGCUACUAUGGUAGUGCAUUAUUGAGGCAUGGUUUACUUUCAGAAGUCGUACAGUAGACUUUCUAAUUCAAAAUACUGUUAAACCAAAAAUAACACAACACAGACUUUUUCUUAUAUCUGUGUUUGCUUGCGCAUGAUAAGUUGCAUCUGUCAGUGUUGUUAGCAGCUCAAAGUGUUGCUUUGUGUAUUUCAAGUGAUAUUAUGUUUUGUUUACCUUUUGAAUGUGACAAUGUUGGGCCAUUUAAACUGAGCCUAUAUUUUUACACUUAUUAGCUGUACAUACCUGUCACUCAAGACAAUCAAAUAUACCUACAGUAGCACUGUGUAUCCUCAGAGAUGAAUCCUCUCCCUAUAGACUUUUCUACUUUAACCACCAUACUUCUGACGUGGUUUAGUAUGUUGCUAACCUUAAUACAUGUGCAUGUUUUCACUCAAAUGCCUUAAAAUGUAGCUUCAUAUCCUAAUUUUCUUCAUGUUGUCUCUGCAUGUGUUCUUUUUAUAUGCUGCUACUGCUGUAAUGGUUUAAUAGUACUUAAUAGACUUGCCUGCGUUUACGUUCCCUGUACAUUAAUAUUGAACGAAUAGUUAUCUUAGAUUUGGAAGUGUUUCUUUUUGUUGCACCCGGCUGUGAUGAAUGUUAAUUGUAAUCUUCAGAUUACAUUUUGAUGGUGUUAUUACAUUUUAAACAGAAACUUUUACAAUUUGUAUUGGGCUGUUAAAGCUGCUAGUAACAUUUGUGACGGAUAUUUUAAGUACAUCGGACAGUGUGUACAAUAAAAAAAGGUAAAUU